This is a messenger RNA of Stegodyphus dumicola, 777 nucleotides long. RefSeq lists its product as uncharacterized. The record is from RefSeq and is a predicted model, not a curated record. Lineage: Eukaryota; Metazoa; Arthropoda; Arachnida; Araneae; Eresidae.
AUGAAAGGUUUUCUGACAACCGAUGAGCUUCGAUUAGCUACAAAAACAGUGAUAAAAAAUGUCCAAGAAUCAUAUUUUCCUCAAGAGCUCUCUUAUUUAAAAACAUCGAGAGAAUUAAAAGGUGUGAGCAGCCGAGUAAUACAAUUAACUCCCUUCCUUGAUGAAGAAGGCGUCAUUCGAGUAGGUGGUCGCUUAAAAAAUGCAAACAUUCCUGAAAAUAGCAAACAUCCUAUUUUGCUUCCAAAGGAAGGACAUGUCACUAAUCUCAUCGUAACUCAUUACCAUGUCAAUUAUUUGCAUGCUAAAAUCGAGGAAGACUGUGACCCAGAUAAUGGGUGUGAUUUACCCUCGCCCAGAGUUCAACCAUCAAGACCUUUUGCAGUCACCGGUGUUGUUGAUUAUGCUGGUCCAUAUUCUAUUAAGUCCCAAGUUGGGAGAAGAACAGCUAAAACAAAAACUUUCAAGUGUUACAUAUCCAUUUUUGUGUGUUUUCUCAAAACAAAAGCUGUACACUUGGAGUUAGUCAGUGAUUUAUCAACUUCAACGUUUUUAGCAGCUCUAAAACGAUUUAUCGCCCGACGAGGCAAACCAUCUAAAAUUUCGAGUGACUGUGCUACUAACUUCAAAGGUGCUAGUAAGGAACUGAAGGAGAUUUAUAAAAAUGCAGCUCGCAUUGAGAAAAGCAGUGAAUUAUGUGACUACAUUACCUCAGAAGGUAUAACUUGGUUAUUUAAUCCUCCGACAUCUCCUCACUACGGUGGCUUGUGGGGAAUCUAA